ACCGCAUUCCUAAUUCCGGCUGUGGUUACUAAUCCAUAUCGAUAGUUCUGGAAUGCUAACUAUAAGAAUAUAUAAUUCUCUUGGCGGGAUCAGCCAAGUUCUGCCAACAGAGUACCGUACCUGAGGUUAGCCAGAAUCCACCGGACAUGCUCCUCGUCCUAUACUCUGUCCCCGUCCUUGCCGCAAGGUCUCAACAACAUGUCAUCCACUCAGUCGCAACAAACCAUAGUCGUCGUUGGCGCCACGGGAAUCCAAGGCUCUGGCGUCGUUCGGGCAUUAUUGAGCGACAAAUAUGGUGGCCCUUGGCUUGUCCGAGCUCUUACCCAAGAUCCCAGCUCAGGCAAAGCACAGAAGCUUUUAUCAGAAUACCAAACUACUGACAAUCGUCUGAGCUUGGUGAGUGGCCAUGUUUACGAUGAAACAAGCCUACGGAGUGCCUUUAUGGGUGCACACGGCGUCUUCGCCAUGACCAGUGAACGGUACCCUGGUAAAGUUAUUACUGAAGAGGAGGAGUUGAAACACGAGAUCGAUGCAGGGCGUAACAUCAUCUCCGCUGCCAAGGAGUGCUGCAUCAAGCAUUUGGUGUUUAGCAGCUUACCUGAUACUGUCAAAGCGAGCGACGGCCAGUUCAAACGGAUACAUCACAUGAACAACAAGCAUACUAUUGAGCAAUUGGCAAGAAAGGAGCUUGAUGGCUUUACCUCCUUGAUUCCUGAGGAUGGUGUGGUACAAUUUUGUAUGCCCCUACCCGGGAAUAAAAUGGUCCAAUGGACGGAUCCUGCACACGACAUGGGAGCCUUUUCCGCAAGUGUUGAAAAGACUAAAGGGAAAACUUAUCUUGCUUUGGGUCCUAGGAUAACUCCCGAAGGCAUGGCGAAAGCUUUCACGCGCAUUACUGGAAAACCGGCCGUUCAUUCUCCAAUCUCGUUUGAGGAGUUCGGUCACUUGAGCUCUGCGCUCGUUGGCCCAGCAUUCAAGGAAGACGCCAUUGAAAUGAUGCAAUGGGCUGCUAUAGCUCCAACCGACAAGACCUGCUAUGGAGCCUUUGAGCUAGAGGCUGAGCAAUCUAGCGAGGAGCUAGGUCUUACUGCUAGCUCUUUUGAAGAUUGGCUGAGGCGUAGCGGAUGGACUGGUCCUUAG
This is a messenger RNA of Talaromyces stipitatus ATCC 10500, 1140 nucleotides long. Its product is annotated as cinnamoyl-CoA reductase, putative. The transcript has 3 exons. The coding region runs from base 199 to 1140 and encodes 313 amino acids. The record is from RefSeq and is a predicted model, not a curated record. Lineage: Eukaryota; Fungi; Ascomycota; Eurotiomycetes; Eurotiales; Trichocomaceae.